Molecule: messenger RNA, 954 nt
Organism: Anisakis simplex (herring worm)
Lineage: Eukaryota; Metazoa; Nematoda; Chromadorea; Rhabditida; Anisakidae
Source: the annotation of a GenBank genome assembly
AUGUUGGUGAAUUGUGGCCGGGUGGUGGUGCGUGCAAUAAUCAGUGCGGGUGUUAUUGAUCACUCGAUACAGUUGCCCGCUGAAUGUCGUCGAGGCGUGUCGAAAUGCGAGAACUUUUCAACAACAGUAACAACGAAUCAGCCAGAGCAAACACCAGUCACAAGGGUAUACGCCAGUUGUUGUGGAUUCCCGAAAGAUUUAGUUAAUGGUCCUUCAGUGGUUCGAGAUAAUGGCGUAUUCGGUGAUGAUGCGUGUUUUAUUGCGAAUUUCAAGAAUACACAUGUUGUUGGUGUAGCAGAUGGUGUAGGUGGAUGGCGUAGAUACGGAAUCGAUCCAUCUGAAUUCUCGAGUAGGCUUAUGAAAGCUUGUUCCGAAUUAGUUCAGUCAGGUGAAUUUGAACCGCGUCGUCCCGAUCGUUUAUUGGCGCAAGCGUACGAGACUCUAUCAGAACCACCUCAUCCGAUUGGUUCAUCAACUGCGUGUUUAUUAAUUGUUAAUGAAGAUACGUUGUAUUCAGCGAAUUUGGGUGAUUCCGGAUUUUUGGUUUUGAGGAAAGGUGAAAUUGUUUAUCGAAGUCGUGAACAAACGCAUUAUUUCAAUGCACCAUUCCAGCUAUCAUUAUUACCCGAAAGUGCAGGUGGAUCAGGAUUUUUUGGCGAUCCACCCGAGAAAGCCGAAUUGAAUAGUAUUGAUUUACAAAGCGGUGAUGUUGUCGUUUUGGCCACUGACGGUUUGUGGGAUAAUGUUUCUGAGAGUGUAAUUAUUGAGCAGUUAGCAAACGUUCAACAGAGUGAUAUACAGGCCGCAUGCAAUACAUUAGCGUUAACAGCGAGGAGAUUAGCAUUCGAUUCAAGACAUUUAUCACCGUUCGCUGUGAAAGCGUCACUGCACGGUAUUAACGCCCCAGGCGGAAAACCUGAUGAUAUCACUCUUGUUUUACUGCUCAUCGCAUAA